UUCACUUCCAUCUUCCUCCACAAACAUAACUGAAACCUCUCUCUCUCUCUCUCUCUCUCUCUCUACAUUUUCAAUUUCAUCUUUGUCCACAAGAAUUGAAACAAAAACACCCCACUUUCAUUCUCUCUUAACACCAGAGAGUAUGCCAAUGGGAAAGUCCCGUAUUAGCAAGAGGUCUUCUUCCUCUUCAAAUUCGUACGCAUCAACAGCAACAACAUUGGUGUUUUUAGCACUAUGUGUUUUGGGUGUAUGGAUGCUAAGCUCUAAUUCUGUAACUCCCCCAGAAACAACCACUCGCAACACUAUAACCAGAAAGGAACCCCAAACCACCACCAACACCAAGUCCAAUCUUCCUGCCUUUGAAGACAAUCCAGGUGAUCUCCCUGACGAUGCCAUUAAAUCUGAUGAUGAAGUUAACGAUAUUAAUGGUGGUAAGUCUCAGCAAGAUCAGAAGGUGGCGAUAUUGCCAGAGAUUUCCAAGGACUCCAUUGUGGAUAAUGGUGGUGAUGCCAUAAUUACUGACAAACAAGAAUCAUCUGCAGAAGAUUUACAUGGAAAAGAAUCUACUGAGGAGCAGGAAAAGCAGAAAGAAAGCGAGAAUCAGAAUACUGAGGAAAGCUCUUUCACUCAAAACCAACGAAUUGAAGAAAUAACCUCCGAGGAAAGCAAGCAAACAAGUAAUAAUAAUGAAGAAAGCGAGCAAAACAGAGUUUCGGAAGAGAACAAUGUUGAAAAUCAAAAACCAAAUGAAAAUAUUCAGAUGCCUGAUGAAUUAGAUCAAGAAAAAAGCUUACAACAGCAACUGAAAGAAGAUGAAAGCCGUGAAAACACCCAAGAAUCUCAGUAUAAUGAAGAUCAACAACAACAACCAAAAGACGUGGAAAUGAGCAAUAUUGAAGAAAAGCCUGAGACUCAACCACAGAAAGCGUACCAAGACGAAUCUCAACAAUCCCAAGCUGGGAAUCAAGAAACGCAGCAAAAAGAAGACAACAAAGAGGAGGGAAACACUGAAAGCAACAAGGGAACUGAGUCAAACACGGUCGAGACAUUCCCUGCUGUAGAGAACACGGUGAUUCCAAAAGAGUCUAAAGAGUCAAAGAAAUCGUGGGCGACUCAGGCAACUCAAUCAGCGAACGAGAAAGAGAGACGCAAAGACAAGUCGAGCGGGAACGAGGGUAUGUAUGAGACCACGUGGCAGCUAUGUAACGUGACAGCUGGUCCUGAUUUUAUACCAUGUUUGGACAACGAGAAAGCUGUGAAAAAAUUGCGUAGUACCAAACACUUCGAGCACAGAGAGAGGCAUUGUCCUGAAGAGGGACCCACUUGCCUUGUCCCAGUUCCGGAGGGUUAUAAAAAACCCAUCGAGUGGCCCAAAAGCAGAGAUAAGAUAUGGUACCACAAUGUACCACACACGAAGCUUGCGGAGGUGAAGGGGCACCAAAAUUGGGUUAAGGUGACCGGUGAGUUCUUAACUUUUCCUGGUGGUGGGACUCAGUUCAUACAUGGUGCGCUCCACUACAUUGAUUUUGUUCAACAGUCAGUACCUGCCAUCUCUUGGGGGAAGCAAACUCGAGUCAUUUUGGACGUUGGCUGCGGUGUUGCCAGCUUUGGGGGUUAUCUUUUCGACAGAAAUGUUAUUGCAAUGUCUUUUGCACCCAAAGAUGAACAUGAGGCUCAAGUUCAGUUUGCCCUUGAAAGAGGAAUACCUGCAAUAUCCGCUGUCAUGGGUUCUCAGCGCCUUCAAUUCCCAAGCAGGGUCUUUGAUGUUGUGCACUGUGCACGUUGUAGAGUGCCUUGGCAUGCAGACGAUGGUUUGCAUCUUUUGGAAUUGAACCGCGUUCUAAGACCAGGGGGUUAUUUUGUCUGGUCUGCUACUCCAGUGUACCAAAAGCUCCCAGAAGAUGUGGAAAUCUGGAAGGCAAUGUCUUCACUGACGGCCUCCAUGUGUUGGGAGCUGGUCACCAUAAAGAAGGAUAAACUAAAUUCUGUUGGAGCUGCCAUCUACCGCAAACCUACCACAAACAAUUGCUAUAACCAGAGAAAACAUAAACGUCCACCAAUGUGCAAAGAAGAUGAUGAUCCAAAUGCAGCCUGGUAUGUGCCACUGCAGGCAUGCAUGCAUCCAGUGCCCGUUGACAAUGCUGAGAGAGGCACCAAAUGGCCUGAGCCUUGGCCUCGUCGAGUACAGACACCUCCUUACUGGUUAAACAGUUCCCAGAUGGGAAUUUAUGGGAAACCAUCUCCUCAAGACUUUGCCACAGACCAUGAACAUUGGAAGCGAGUGGUGAGCAAGUCAUAUUUGACCAGUUUAGGCAUCAGCUGGUCCAAUGUGAGAAAUGUCAUGGACAUGAGAGCAGUCUAUGGGGGAUUUGCAGCAGCUCUAAAGGACCUUCCAGUAUGGGUCAUGAAUGUGGUGAACAUAGACUCUCCAGAUACACUUCCCAUUAUCUUUGAGCGAGGUCUUUUUGGCAUAUACCAUGAUUGGUGUGAAUCCUUCAGCACAUACCCACGCACUUACGAUCUACUGCAUGCUGAUCAUCUAUUCUCAAGGCUGAAAAAGAGGUGCAAACUUGCUCCUGUAAUGGCAGAGGUUGAUAGAAUAGUCAGACCUGGAGGUAAAUUGAUUGUCCGUGACGAGUCCAGUAUUUUUCGGGAGGUUGAGAACUUGCUGAAGUCUCUGCACUGGGAGGUUCACGUAACCAUCUCCAAGAACCAAGAAGGGUUGCUCAGUGCACAGAAAGGCGAUUGGCGGCCAGACACAUAUGUAGAUUCUUCCUGAUCAUGGAGAGAACAUAGGUUUUUGGUUCUAGUUUAUAUGGUACUCUCUGACAUUUUGAAGGCUAGCAUCUUUAGCGCAGUAGUUAUCAUUGAAGUGUAACAUCAUUUGCUGUAUUCAGCAGGUAGAUGAAUUUGUUACAUCAAAAUUGUUAGUAUUUUGUAAAACUGUGAGAUAUAUAUUCAAUGGAAAGUGAUUUAAGUUGCCAAUUGGCAAAAAUUAUUAAUCUUAAAUCCAGAAUACUUGGAUAUAA
This is a messenger RNA of Quercus robur (English oak), 3029 nucleotides long. Its product is annotated as probable methyltransferase PMT27. Gene Ontology annotation, cellular component: trans-Golgi network; cytoplasm; endosome. The transcript is spliced from 8 exons. Lineage: Eukaryota; Viridiplantae; Streptophyta; Magnoliopsida; Fagales; Fagaceae. Bases 143 to 2779 code for a protein of 878 amino acids. Gene Ontology annotation, molecular function: methyltransferase activity. The record is from RefSeq and is a predicted model, not a curated record.